AAAGUACAGGCUGUAUAUCCAUCUUGGAUGCAGUUGCCAUGUUUGGAUAAACUGCACAAUCUGCUCUUUGCCAACUUCCACUGUGAAGUCUUUGGCAGCCACCCAAAGCAUGUUUUUUAUAUUUUAAGUCACUCAACAACAACAGCGAAUGACUCAUUUGCAUGGUGGAAAAGUAUUAAAAGUUUCAAUAUACUCGUCGUUGUCGAUGACAUAAUGAUUUAGUUUUGGUUUUAAAGGGGCAACGCGUGACGUUUCGGUCUGAACAUUAGCUUGAUUCUAUCAUUAAGGUAAAUCAACCUGUUGUUACGUAUCUGUUCUUUCGGCUUCUUCAAUUGGUCUAGCGAUGCGCAUUGCGAGAUUACACAGGAAUAUGUCAGCAAAACAAUAGGAAAACAAAGAAGAACAACACCUUGGGAUGAAUAUCGUGUCAGUUAAACAACAUUUAUAUUCGAAUGUUUUUUUUGUCUAUCGAAUCUAUAUGUUUUGUGCAAAUAUUACGCUGUAGCAUAAACCAUAUACCAACAUGCAAAUAUUUUUUUCUUUUGUGACUGCGAUUUAAAUUCAUGCUGCCCCACACAUGCGCAAACUAUUUUUAAAAUAAUAAUAGUCGUUAUUUUUGGAACAAAGGAAGCUGCGCCUUUACGUAAUUUCCUGUCCUUUUCCUGUUUUCGAGUUCAAGCGCUAACGGUGCUAGCAGUGCGGCACUGAAUGAAUGAUUUUCGUUUGUUAUUCUAUCAGUGAGCUAGCAGACGCAUGUCGCGGAUCAGAACCACACUGGACAGCGUCACCAAGGCAGUAGGAAGCACCGAGCUCAUCUCCAAAUUCUCCCGCCUCAAGCCGGGCAACGCUGUGGUGAACGGCGCCCAUGCUGAAAAGGUUCUGGUCACAACGAAGGACCCGGAUGUCUCGCUGCCACACGAAGCCAACGUAGGAGAUGCAGGCGGCGAGAAAUGUGUCGCAGAAGAUGACAAGAAAGAAGCACAAGUUGCAGAAAACCCCUUUGUCGCUGCCAAGGGUUCCAGUGCCGCUUUUGAGGCGUCUCCCCCCGUCUCGUCCUUAAAGCAUAGAGCGCAGCUCUUCCAUACAACCAACAUGGACGAGACAUACAAGACUUUAGCCCAGCACAUCAACAGUUACUUUGGCAUGGACACGCAUGCGGAGGAAGGCGAAGGCAAGCGCCAGCAAUCCAGUGAGCCUUUCCCUCCCAGAAGUGGCAACCAUUUCCCAGUUUUGUCUCCAGCGGCAGCGUCCAAGACCGUCGAUGCAGCUCCUGCCCCACCUCCAUCUGAAGACCUCAGUCGCCCAGAAGCUAAACCUCCAUUUGACUCCACCACAACAGAAAGCACAGAUCCAUCUGUUGCGGUUUUAGCCAGCUCCCCCAAAAAAGGCUUCACCCACUAUCUGUCUUACCCUCGUCCAAGUGUUCAAGCUUUUGUGGGGAAUUACAUCACUCCGCUGGUGCCCAAAUUCCGAGGGGAUGUCAAAAGUGUCGAGAAAGACAAGCUCCCAGCUGCCAGUGUAGUGGAGGCUUCUGUGGAGGAUGUGGAGAGUAAAGAUCAGAAGGCUGAUGAUGCCAAACAGCAGCAACGUUUGGCUCAAAGGGAGAAGAUAAUAGCCAGGAUGAGUGUCGACAACAGAACCAGAGUGCUUGUGAAAGGCCUACAGAGAGUUAACGACAUCCAGCUCCUCACUAGUCGUGUGGAGGAACUCAACUGUCACCUGCUGGAGUUCCCCGAGACCCGUGGCGUGGCCAUCAAGGCGAAAGCUAUUCCAUGCUUGCUGCGUUUGCGUCAGGCCACAGACCUCAAUUUCCAGGCUGCUGUGAGAGAGUCACUGGCUCUGGUCGGCUAUACAGAUCCGGUGAAAGGCAGAGGAAUCCGAGUCCUGGCCAUAGAUGGAGGGGGGACAAGAGGACUACUGGCUCUGCAGACCCUCCUCAAACUGGAGAACCUGACGGGAAAACGAGUCCACCAGCUUUUUGACUAUAUCUGUGGAGUCAGCACGGGUGCUAUCCUGGCUUUCAUGCUGGGGAUUCUUCAGAUGCCUAUCGAAGAAUGCGAGGAGAUGUACAGGAAAUUGGGCUCGGACGUCUUCAAGCAGAACGUCAUCGUCGGGGCCGUCAAGAUGGGCUGGAGCCACGCUUUCUACGACAGUGAAAUCUGGGAAAACAUCCUCAAGGAACGUAUGGGUGAAGGCUGCAUGAUAGAAAGUGCCAGAGAUCCAAACUGUCCCAAAGUGUCAGCGGUAAGCACGCUGGUGAACCGGGGCCUGCCUCUGAAGGCCUUUGUGUUCAGGAACUACCGGCUCAUGCCAGGAGUGAGGUCACACUACCUUGGAGACUGCAAAUACAAAAUGUGGCAAGCCAUCAGAGCGUCUUCUGCAGCGCCAGGCUACUUCCAGGAAUACAUCCUCGGGAAAGAUCUCCAUCAGGAUGGAGGCCUCCUGAUCAACAACCCCACGGCGUUGGCCAUCCACGAGUGUAAAUGCCUGUGGCCGAACACGCCGCUGCAGUGCGUGCUCUCUCUGGGUACCGGGCGCCACGAGGUAGCGGGAAAGAACGGCACCACCUACACCAGCCUCAAAGCCAAGCUCACCAACGUCAUCAGUAGCGCCACAGAUACGGAAGAAGUGCACACCAUGCUGGACGCCCUCCUGCCUCCGGACACCUACUUCCGCUUCAACCCUCACAUGAGCGAGGACGUGCCGCUGAACGAGAGCCGCGUGGACAAGCUGAAUUUCCUCAUGGGCGAGGGCGAGCGCUACCUGGAGCGCAACGACGCCAAACUGCGCAAGGCGGCCGGCGUGCUGACUCGGGAGAAAAGCUGCAUCCAGAGACUGGGCGAGUGGGCCAAGCUCAAGGCGGACAUGUACGAGGGUCCCCCUUUUACCUCCAAACUCUAACAAGUCCGCUGAGGUAAAAUGACCCCAAGAGUUUGUUGAGGAGUCAAAAAAAAAAAACAAAGUUGUACAGUACAUUUAGUUGGCGUGUGUUUGGCAAUGAAUUGUUUCGAUACCAUCAUAAUUUAAAAUGAUUUUAAUAUAGGCACAAGUGUGGAUUGACCAUCCAUGUUUAUAAAUUAGGAUUAGACGUGUGUGUGUGUGUGAGGCCCGAAGGUGCAGGCUCAAUUCUUUUUGACGAGUUAUGAAAAAAAAACUCUCACGCACUUUGGAAGUGUUCAUUUUUAACCACUAGACCUGUAAAUAAGAUUUGUUCUUGUGUUUAUUUAAAUCAGAGUUGCACUUUUAGGCUUUUUUCAUAUUUUUCCGUCAUUGGAGCCACAAGCUCGAUGGUCUUUUUUUUUUACAAUUACCUGCUUCGCGCUCUUCUCACCUGGGGGUGCGCACGAGGAGACACCUGCUAAAAUGACUUGUUUAGCCCAUACCUUGUGUUAGCCGAUCAAAUACACCGUAAUUCCGUUGAAUUCACUUCCAGCGGUUGCGCUGCUCUUGCCAGUUGCGUUGACAACGAUAUGCCGCAUGUAGUCGGAGAGGGAAACUUCACGAUCAUAUUUUGACGGGUGCCAACGAUUUCCCUUCACUGGUGGCGUGCCUCUUGGAUGGGAAGGCUCCAAUGUGAAAUCUGCCUACUCAAGGCAAAGGCAAGCUGCUUAGGCCCAUGUGAGCCACUAGGGGGCCCCCAAGAGCAAUUUGCAGUCAACGCAGCCUGGAGUAGAAGUAGAAGCCUAGUAGUAGUAGAUCUUAUUUUUAGCUUUUGGAGUAGUAUUUGGAGAAGAAGCAGUUUUUUUUUCUCCCAAUCUUCUGCACUACCCU
Hippocampus zosterae (dwarf seahorse) is the source of this 3771-nucleotide messenger RNA. RefSeq names its product patatin-like phospholipase domain containing 8 (gene pnpla8). Gene Ontology annotation, biological process: arachidonate metabolic process. Gene Ontology annotation, cellular component: membrane. Lineage: Eukaryota; Metazoa; Chordata; Actinopteri; Syngnathiformes; Syngnathidae. The record is from RefSeq and is a predicted model, not a curated record. The transcript is spliced from 10 exons. Bases 754 to 2901 code for a protein of 715 amino acids.